UAUCAUAAAGAAGAAAAGGGUGGGAGGUGUGAUGUUUGGCUUUGUGGAGCUUACUACGUUAAGGACUUUAAAAUGAUGAUUCAUAGCCAUUGUAGAUCUAUAAAUUAAAAUCGGCACAUUUGUAACAGUACAGAAAUUUGUAAACUACGUAUUUAUCACGGAAAGGAAGUGUUCCAUUUUCCGGGGUUGGAUUGUGGAAUGAUUUUCCCUUCUCAAAGGAGUAUGUCCAAAGUGACUUUCAACGAUCAGACUUGAUUUUCAUGUCUGCAUCCACUUUGCACACACUUAAUUUUCUAGUUCAUUUUGUAUGCCUCUACUGGAGGCUAGUUAAACUGUUCAUGAUGCGGCGAAUCAGUUUUUUCAGCAGAAAGCUGUUUUGUGGAAAAAUGGAAACGUUUUAGUUUGCAAUGAUAUUGUGGACAACUAAGUUAGACUGUUCUUGCAGACAUUCACCGCAAAGAUUUGCACCAUGUGGUUACUACCUUCCAUCUGAUUUGACUUCUACUUUGAGAUGUUUUCUGACCAUGUUCCUCAAUUUCAACAUAUGGAAGAAUUGUAUGCGAUAUAUAAGGUUUGGUUCUGCUGUGAGAAGAUCUUUUAUAGUGAAAUCACCAGCAGAGACUUUGAAUUCGGGAUGGAAUCUUGGAGAACAACUGCCUGGCAUGUCAGAGGCAGCACUUUAUGUUCACUGGCCAUAUUGUGAAAGGAGGUGCACUUACUGUAACUUCAAUAAGUAUAUUGCUCGUGCUGUUGAUCAGGAAGCCAUGAGGUAUGUCAUGACCAAGGAAACUGAGACCCUCAUUCAACUAAGUGAGUUGAAAUGUGUUACAUCAGUGUUUUUUGGCGGUGGCACCCCAAGCCUGGCUGAGCCUCAGACCAUUGCUGCCAUCUUGGAUACAAUUGCCAAGUGGGCUCAUAUUCCAUACAAUGCAGAGAUCACAUUGGAGGCAAACCCUACCUCUUCAACUAUUUCAAGGCUCACAGAGUUUAAGAAUGCUGGUGUGAACAGAUUAUCUAUUGGCCUUCAGUCCAUACAGGAUAAAGACCUUAAAAUCCUUGGAAGGAACCAUACUGCUAACGAAGCCCUUCAUAUGCUUGCAGAAGCUAAAAAGCUGUUUCCAGGACAUAGUUCUGUGGAUGUCAUUUUUGGUCGAUCUGGCCAGACCCUGGAAUUGUGGGAAAAAGAACUGCAGGAACUGCUACAACUGUGUGAUAACCAUGUAUCCCUUUAUCAGCUCACUUUAGAGAGGGGGACACAGCUAUACAAGCAGGUACAGAAUGGCCAACUGAGCAUGGCUGAACCAGAAAUUGUGGCCACAAUGUAUGAAGCAGCACGCUUGAUUUUGAGAGAAGCAGGAUUUUACCAAUAUGAAGUAUCUAACUUUGCUAAAAAUAAUGCUGUGAGUCACCAUAACAUAAAUUACUGGCAAGGCGGACAGUAUAUUGGAGUCGGACCAGGAGCUCAUGGGAGAUUUUCAUUAAGAAAAGAUGGUAAGAUGCAGAGAGAAGCGAGGAUUCAGACCCUAGAACCGGACAUCUGGAUGAAAGAAGUGCUACAGUUUGGACAUGGAACUCGGAAGAGAGUGGCCCAGAACAAGCUUGAUAUAUUGGAGGAAGCACUAGUUUUGGGAUUAAGGAUGACAAAUGGAAUCUCACACCAGCAUUGGCAGAAGAUGUCCCCUACCGUUGGUUUACAGGAAGUGUUUUCAAUGUGCCCAGAAUUUAAAGACCUAACAGAGCAGGGAUUUCUGAUAUUGGACCAGAGGGGCCUGAGGUGCUCUUGGAAAGGUCUUGCUCUUCUUGACAGCAUUUUACCAACACUUCUGAUCCAGCUCCAGGUGUCGUUUACUGACAGUGUGUAAGACUAUCCAAGGAGAAGAAAGCAACAGUCUCUGGACUGCAUUUUCAGGAUAUUGUCAGUAUUCUGUUUGAAGUGCACUGAUGGGAUUAAUUUUAAGGGCAUUAAAGGCAAAGUAGUAAUCUGA
Molecule: messenger RNA, 1985 nt
Organism: Protopterus annectens (West African lungfish)
Lineage: Eukaryota; Metazoa; Chordata; Ceratodontiformes; Protopteridae
Gene: RSAD1
Product: radical S-adenosyl methionine domain containing 1
Exons: 10
Coding region: 408-1862 (484 amino acids)
Biological process (GO): porphyrin-containing compound biosynthetic process
Cellular component (GO): cytoplasm
Molecular function (GO): coproporphyrinogen oxidase activity; 4 iron, 4 sulfur cluster binding
Source: RefSeq, a predicted model, not a curated record